UAUUUUUUGAAUUAUUUAUUCUUUCUCUCUUUAUUUGUCUGGAAUAAUUCUCUCUUCGCGGCCGACCAGACCUCCUCUAGAGAUUAUUUAACCUCUGCUGAAUCUCCUCUGCUGGUGAAGUUUUGUCCCUGUAUCCUGUGUCAUAGUUCCAUCCACCACUACUGCCUUAUCGACUCGAUCGAUUAUCAACACAGCCCCGCCAUCUGAUUUAAACUGCGGCCCGCCAAAAGUCAGCCGCUGUCGUCACCCACGGUUCGAUCAAAUCAUCCUUCCAUCUCGUCCUUCUAUACUCCCGUCCAUCACAACAGUCAGUCACCCUCACCAUCUGCCUUCCAUCCCUCCGAGUCAUCGCCUCGAUCACAUUCCCGCAUUGCACAUGUCUCGCUACGGCGACUAUCGUCGCUCCACGGGGGCUCUUGACGAUGACCGCUACCCACAUGAGCGACGGGAGCGUCACCACCGUCACCGUUCGCGCGCUCCCUCGGUACUCGAUCGCCCCCGCCGAUUCGAAGAGGAUGAACGCUUCGAGUACCGUCUGCACGAACAAGAUCGCUACGGCCCUCCUGCGCGUCGUCCCGACGUCGUCUACCAGGACGAUCAUUUGGUCUACCCAUCUGGUCCUCUGGUUGCAUACGAUCGCCGUCGCGCGGAGAGCCCUCGGCCCCGACCCCGACUUCUUCGUCGACAAUCCUCGCUAGACACAUUUGAUCGGAUCCCCUCGCGCAAAUUAGACGAAUACUACUACAGCGACUACCCUCCCAGGUCAUCUCCCAGCCCGCCACCCCGACGCGGCUCCUACCACCGGACUCGUGAGCCAGACUACUAUGAGGAAAUCAGCAUCGCUGAAGGGGACUAUGGCGAGGAUGAGUACCGAGACGUUCGCGAACGGAGCGUGGGACGGCCCCGUCGCUCGGCGAGUCGUUUUCGGGAGCGAUUAGUGGAGGAAGUGGAUGUGGAAAAGCCAUAUCCUCGGAAAGGCAAGACUCGCAUGCCUCGCAAGAUGGUUCACACCACUGCGAUCCGCGAGUUUGGCUACCCGUAUGAGGAAGAGGGUAAAAUGAUUGUCAUCCAGCUGGCGCUGUCCAAAGAGCAGAUUGACGAGGUCAUUGGGAGGAGUCGCGAGAUCAAGCGCCUGACCGAGACACGCGUUAUACACACCAGCUCGCCGUCUCCAGUUCGUGCCCGCCGUCGAGACAGAACUGUGGAGCGAGUCCCUAUGGAGACCUACACCCCUAGAACCAGCCAUGACACUCUUCUCAUCGAGCCGUCUCCGUCGCGGCAUCGGUCCCAUUCGCGCCACCCCCACCACCCCCAGCAUCACCAUGGCGAGCUCUUGGAGAAGAAAGUGACUAGAACUGUAUCACGUUCCCGAGGCAUUUCGAUGCAUGGCCGACCUCGUCGUCGGUCGUCGCCGGUGCGCAGGUUCGAGCGAUACGAAGAAGAGCCUAGCAAAGCUCACGCUGGCCCGCUAGCAAUCGUGGUGCGUCCCCGCGACAGCGACGAAGAUCUACGAGAGUACGGGCAGAUCGAGCGACGUGGCAGCGGAGAGUAUGUCCGCGACACGGAAAUUAUUGGGGAUGGCGUUGCGGAGGAAAUCCAUGAAGUGAAACGGGAGCGCAGAGAUCUCCUGCAUCGCAUCUACUCAAGACACAUCAGUAGAAUCGUGCCGACCUUCGUCAUGGACAAGUUCUCAGCGUUCGGAAAGAACCUCAGCGCGAGCUUCUCUCCUUUUGCUCAGCGCACCCAGCAGAUGAUCCGCGAGCAACUCGGCCAGGCAGAAGAUCGGACUCAGCUUCCCGAUGAGUACAUCGAGUUGGAGAAGCGCGUGGAUGCGCUGAAGAUCGUGCACCAGAAGCUUCUCCAGGUGACUUCCCAAUACUCCAAUGAAGCCUACGACUACCCUCCCAACAUCCGUGAAUCCUUCAACGACCUGGGUCGCACGAUCAACGAGAAAGUGUCGCUUCUCUCCCAAGCCUCGUCGCCUGCCGAGGCUCAGGCGGCUUUGGUCGCUCCCCCUUCGGCCAAGCCCCAACCCAAGACCUUCAACCACGCCAUCGCUCGCGCCUCGCUGGCCGGAUCCCAGACCCUAGCGCAAUCCUCUCAUGGCGAGGACCCCCUGGCCACCGCUCUCGAGAAGUAUGCGCUGGCCGAGGAAAAGGUGGGCGAGGCCCGGCUGGCCCAGGACGCCCAGAUUCAGUCGCGCUUCCUGGCCGGGUGGAACACCACACUCAACACGAACCUGAUGUUCGCGGCGAAGGCGCGCAAGAACGUCGAGAACGCCCGUCUCAUGCUCGACUCGAUCAAGGCGGCCAAGAAGGCUCAGGUCAAGGGCGACUGGGACAGUCUGAGCGAGGAGGCCCGCGCCGAGAUUGAGCAGGCAGAGGAUGAGUUCGUUGGACAGACCGAGGAGGCUGUGAGCGUGAUGAAGAACGUCCUCGACACCCCCGAACCCCUCCGAAACCUGGCCGAUUUGAUUGCCGCACAGCUCGAGUUCCACAAGCGGGCUUAUGAGAUACUCAGCGAGUUGGCUCCUGUUGUGGAUGGUCUGCAGGUUGAACAAGAGGCUAGCUACCGUAAGAGCCGCGAGGGCGCUUGAAGGCAGCUCAAAUUGUAAAUUUCCUUAAGCUUUCGUUGUUUGUGUUGGACAUGCAGCCCCGUUGAUUCAGCCCUGUUUGCUUUCAUGACAGUGUUUUAUAUCCUUGAGUAGGCGGAUAUCUCGGUUAGUUGACU
Messenger RNA from Aspergillus homomorphus CBS 101889, 2730 nucleotides. Its product is annotated as BAR domain-containing protein. Gene Ontology annotation, molecular function: protein binding. Gene Ontology annotation, cellular component: cytoplasm. Lineage: Eukaryota; Fungi; Ascomycota; Eurotiomycetes; Eurotiales; Aspergillaceae. The record is from RefSeq and is a predicted model, not a curated record. The transcript has 8 exons. The coding region runs from base 377 to 2596 and encodes 739 amino acids.